This is a messenger RNA of Quercus lobata, 937 nucleotides long. RefSeq lists its product as uncharacterized. NCBI's taxonomy places the organism in Eukaryota, Viridiplantae, Streptophyta, Magnoliopsida, Fagales, Fagaceae. Gene Ontology annotation, molecular function: nucleic acid binding; zinc ion binding. The transcript has 3 exons. Bases 40 to 663 code for a protein of 207 amino acids. The record is from RefSeq and is a predicted model, not a curated record.
GUUGCACCUACUGUCUAUAAGCCAACAGGCAAGCCACCCAUGAAAAGGAAGAGAGAUGCUGAUGAGCCGAAUCCUUAUAAGGUGUCUAGAGGAAACAGGCCAGUGAGGUGUGGAAGGUGUCAACAGGAAGGGCACAAUGCAAGGGGAUGCAAGGCCAAUGUCACUAGUGAGACAGCAUGGGAGAGGAGGCAGAGAUUGCAGAAAGGGAAAUCUGGAAGUGGAAGGCCUUCUACACACAAACAAGGAUCCCAGGACCCAUCUUCAUCACAGACCCAAUCCUCAGCUCAGCCCCCACCAACACAUCAGCCUUACACUAUGGCCUCAUCCAACCAGGCAGCAGGGUCACAGCCACAAGCUCCAGCUCCACAGCCACAAGCUCCAUGGUUAGGGCCACAAGCUCCAUGGUCACGGAACCCAAGUCAAUGGUACUCUUCAAACUUCAGGUACACAGUUAGAGGAGCUCCUUGGUUCUCUUCAAGCCAGCCAACACCACACACCCCUGCAGAAACAUGGGACAGUAGACCACUAUCAUCACAGCCUACAAGACCACCUGCUACCAGAGAAGCUGCUUUGAGAGGAAGGGGUGAUGCAACUAAAGCUCAGAAAUGUAGAACAAAAGGUGGAAAGGCCAGCUGUGGUGGGAGAGGCAAGGGCAGUAAAUGAAGACUAAGUCAAGACACUUUUGUUGCUAUGUAUAAUGUAUUAGGGUUAUGUAGUGUUAGGGUUUUAUGUAGUGUUAGGGUUAGGCAAGGCAGACAAUGGCAAGACACUUUUUAAUAUAGCUGUUCAAACACUUUUUGUAUUUUUGUAAGUUUUGUAAAUAUUGGGCAGCUGCAACUGUUUUGGUUGUUGUACCAAAUGCCUUAUAUUUACUGGUGGUUGAUGAAAGACUAUUCAAUGCCACCUUAAAAUAUGUAUACAAUUUCUCAACUUAAUG